Trichoplusia ni (cabbage looper) is the source of this 5606-nucleotide messenger RNA. RefSeq lists its product as uncharacterized. Gene Ontology annotation, cellular component: plasma membrane. Bases 105 to 5369 code for a protein of 1754 amino acids. The transcript has 7 exons. Gene Ontology annotation, biological process: AMP catabolic process. The record is from RefSeq and is a predicted model, not a curated record. Gene Ontology annotation, molecular function: 5'-nucleotidase activity. Lineage: Eukaryota; Metazoa; Arthropoda; Insecta; Lepidoptera; Noctuidae.
GAAAUGGAUGGACUUUUAGCCAGUUGUGACCGAACACUCGUGUCUAGCGCACGUCUUCCGCGCGCCUUCCGUAUUUAAAAACGUGGUGCGACCGCGUGUUAAACAUGAAAGUCCUGCUAGCAGUCCUGGCCGUGGCGGCGCUCUCCGCCGGCAGCAUCGUCAAGGCUCCUGGCGACAACUUCGAGCUGCUCAUCCUCCACAACAAUGACAUGCACGCGAGGUUCGAGCAGACCUCACAGCUGAGCGGAGCCUGCACCACAGCUGACAGGGAAGCCGGCAAAUGUUACGGAGGUUUCCCUAGAGUUGCUCACGUAGUGAAGGAAGCGCGCCGAGCUGCCCACUCCGGGGAGGGUCCCCCCGUGCUGUACCUAAACGCUGGUGACACAUACACAGGGACAGCUUGGUUUACGAUAUACAAAUGGAAGAUAGCCGCAGAAUUCGUCAACGCUUUACAACCAGAUGCAGUUUCACUCGGAAACAAUGAAAUUGAAGGGCAAGAUGUUUCACCGUUUUUACAAAACUUGAAUACCGAAGUACUGGCUUGCAACGUUUAUAUAAAAUCCGCUGAAAAUAAGAUCAAUAUUAAGAAAUCUGCCGUGUUUGACAUAAAUGGAAUUAAAGUCGGUAUUGUGGGUUAUCUAACACCUGAAGAAAAUGAUGUAGGUGACCUAGAAUACAUUGAUGAAGUCCUGGCCAUCACAGAAGAAGUGGAGAAGCUCCAAGCAUCAAAUGUCAAAAUUAUUAUCGCCCUGGGUCAUUCAACUCUAACCAAAGAAAUGGAAAUAGCUAAAGAGGUUGCAGGCAUCGACCUGAUCAUUGCCGGUAAUAAGAACAUGUUCUAUUGGAAUGGAACUACUGUUUCUCAGACACCAGAUAAGCCUAUUGUUGUAACUCAAGAGUCUGGAAAGCAAGUGCCCAUAGUUUCUUCAACAGCCUAUAAUAAAUAUCUUGGAAGAUUAACUGCUAAGUUUACUGAUGAUGGAGAACUUAUGGAAUACAAUGUAGAGCCCAUUCUUCUUGAUGCUUCAGUGCCAGAAGAUUCUUCCUCUUUACAAAUACGCAAAGCUUUUGCCUCAGACACUAUUGCUAAGUUUGAAAGAGAAACACUAGGAAACACUGCCGUUGUUCUAGACGGUGAAUCUUGUAGUCUGGAAGAAUGUAAUUUCGGAAAUUUCGUCGCUGAUGCUGUCGCGUAUUACUACGCUUUACAGUACGAGGGUGAAUAUUGGACUGAUGCCCCGAUUGCUAUCGUGCAUAGUGGGGCUUUUGCAGGUUCUAUUGCACCAGCUAACCGUCCUGCCCCCGUAACUAGGGAAGAUAUCCUCACUGCUUUACCUUUGGAGAGUAACCUCGUCACUCUCUCCAUCACUGGCAUCGGCUUGAUACAAGUUCUCGAACAUUCCGUCUCGGACUACAACGACGCGAACUCUGCGGGCCGUUUCUUGCAGUUUUCUGGAAUUCGUGCUGAGUUUGACAUGCAAAAGGAAUCUGGAUCGAGAUUGGUGGAAGCACUUGUCAGAUGUUCUAGCUGUAACAUGCCACAGUUCUUUAGUAUUGUCGAAUCAGCAACAUACAAAGUUAUAAUGCCUGCGGAACUUGCCAAUGGCGCUUUUGGAUACUCGAUGUUGAUGCCUAUACCACGAGUACCAUUGCCUUAUGAUUUGCAAACUUGUACGGCUGAAUCUAUUAAGCAGAGAACACCAGUAUACCCUGAAGUGGCCGGUCGUAUUUCUCUGGGGAACCACGAACUCGAUAACGGUGUUUCUGGUCUGACACCAUUUGUUAAGAACCUCUCGUGCCCAGUGCUCGCCGCCAAUCUCGUCCUUAAUAAAGAGCCUGAACUGGAAGGUGAAAAGAACUUGAUGAAGUCCGUUACAUUUGAUGUGAACGGCAGAAAAAUUGGCGUUAUUGGUUAUCUAACUCCUGAAACGAAAGUCCUAGCAAUAAGAAAUAAUGUCGACUAUAUAGAAGAAGUUACAGCUAUAAGACAAGAAGCUGCCCAACUUAAAAGUAAAGGAAUCAAUAUUCUUAUAGCCCUUGGACAUUCUGGAUUUGAAAAAGAUUUGGAAAUAGCCAGAGAAGUGGAAGAUAUAGAUUUGGUGAUAGGCGGACACACUAACACAUUUUUGUAUAACGGUACCAGUCCCGAUGCAGAACGGAGUGAAGGACCAUAUCCAACUCUAGUGAAACAGAGCAACGGUAGACUAGUUCCCGCGGUACAAGCUUAUGCGUAUACAAAAUACCUUGGACAACUGCACUUAAUAUUCGAUUCAGACGGGGAACUGAUCAGUAAUUACGGAAACCCUAUAUUAUUAGAUAGCUCUAUACCUCAAGACCCUGAAGUAUUAGACAUUGUUGAGCGUUAUCACAGAGAUAUUACACAAAUAACAGAAACCGUUGUUGGUAACACUUCAAUUGUUUUAGAAGGCCAGUCCUGUCGCUUGAAAGAAUGUAACAUGGGGAACAUGAUCACUGAUGCUAUUAUACAUAAGUACGCAUCAGAAUACAGAGGGUUCGGUUGGACGGACGCUCCCAUAGCAGUCAUCCAAGGAGGUGGAAUAAGAGCAUCUAUAGCUCAUAAUACGUUACCAGCGAAUAUUACUAAAGGUGACCUUUUGCGAGUGAUGCCAUUCGACGGGUUUAUAGUGAAAGGGAGAGUGAAUGGAAGUAUUAUCUUCGAUAUGUUGGAACAUAGUGUGAAAAAGUACAAUCCCGCGUAUGCCCCGGGACAGUUCUUGCAGAUGUCUGGGAUGAUGGUGGUCUACGAUUUUGCUAAACCCCCCGGAUCGAGGGUGGUUCGAGUCUACACGCGUUGCGGUGAAUGUUUGAGACCCGACUAUCAUAUUAUGAAUGACACAGAUGAAUACAACAUCUUGCUCCCUGCGUUUCUAUCCAUGGGAGGUGACGGCUUUUCAAUGUUAAAUGACAUUCAUUCGACAUCUCUUGGAAAUCACGAGUUCGACAAUGGAGUCCGCGGGCUGACACCCUUCAUUAAAAACUUGACAUGCCCAGUGCUAGCCGCCAAUCUUAUACUUAGUAAAGUGCCAGAACUUGCCUCAGAAACUAACCUUAAGAAGUCCGUAGUCCUCGACGUAGCUGGCCGCAAAGUUGGUGUGGUCGGGUACUUAACUCCAGACACCAAGGUCUUAGCAGUGCCCAAUGAUGUGGAAUACAGAGAUGAAAUCGAAGCGCUCAAAGAAGAAGUGAAACAACUGCAAAGUCAAGGAAUUGAUAUUAUUAUUGCAGUCGGUCAUUCAGGGUAUCUUAAAGAUCUUGAAAUUGCCAAAAAGGUCCCGGGUUUAGAUUUAGUCAUUGGUGGCCACACGAACACAUUCUUAUGGAAUGGCACCAGCCCGGAUUCAGAGCAGUCAGUAGGUGCCUAUCCUACAUACGUGACCCAAGCUUCAGGGCGACGAGUACCAGUGGUUCAAGCAUAUGCCUAUACAAAAUACUUAGGUAAGCUCCAUAUGGUGUUCGAUUCCGACGGAGAAUUGAUCAGUGCGGACGGAGUGCCCAUCAUACUAGACCAAGCGAUACCCCAAGACGAAGAUGUUCUCCAAAUCAUUAACAGAUACCGCGGCAAUAUUCUCAACAUUACUGAAGAAGUUUUAGGGUACACUUCGGUUAUUUUGGAUUCCACAAACUGCCAAAACGACGAGUGCAACAUGGGUAACUUGAUCACCGACGCGAUGGUAUUUAAAUACGCAUCAGAAUACACUGGGGAACAUUGGACGGAUGCUCCUAUUGCUAUCAUUCAAGGUGGCGGUAUAAGAUCAUCGAUUGCUCACGCUCGAUUGCCAACUAAUUUAACAAAAGGGGACCUGUUAGAGGUGAUGCCAUUCGAUGGCAGAGCCGUCACAGUGACAGUGAAUGGCAGCAUCCUUUUACAAAUGAUAGAACAUUCGUCACUCGGUAACCACGAAUUCGACGAAGCUGUGGACGGCGUUAUACCGUUCAUUAGAAACUUGAGUUCACCCGUAUUAGCAGCCAACCUCAUAUUAAACAAAGUACCAAAACUAGAGGCAGAGAGCAACUUAUACAAAUCAAUAGUUAUCAUAAAAAAUAACGUUAAAAUUGGUAUCAUUGGAUACCUUACUCCAGAGACAAAGUUCCUCGCUCCAAGAAACGAUGUAGAGUAUAUAGAUGAGGUACCAGCUUUGAAAAGAGAAGUGAAGAAGCUAAAAGAACGGGGCGUCAACAUAUUGAUAGCCUUAGGCCAUUCAGGUUUUAUGAAAGAUUUAGAAAUCGCGAGAGAUGUUGAAGAUCUCGACUUGGUCAUCGGAGGCCACUCGAAUACAUUCCUAUGGAACGAUAAUACUACUUCUGAAAAACCAGAAGAACCCCAAGGACCGUACCCAACAGAAAUAGAACAAGCAGACGGGAGAAUCGUCAGAGUAGUACAAGCUUAUGCCUAUACCAAAUACAUGGGAAAACUGCAUUUAGUUUUUGAUUCAGCUGGUGAAAUAAUCAAAUGCGAUGGAACACCCAUACUACUAGACAAAGACGUACCUAGGGACCCAGAACUAAUUGAAAUAAUAGAUAAAUACCGGAACGAUGUCGAUCGUAUAAACAAUGAAGUUGUUGGAAGUUCAUUAGUUUACCUAAAUGGGGAUUGUCGCCUAAGAGAAUGCAACUUAGGUGACCUCAUUACUGAUGCUAUGUUGAAUUUUACCAGGGAGAAGUAUCACGAGCAAUACCCUGACGUGAACAUAGCCUUGGUGCAAGGAGGUCGCAUACGAACCUCGAUAGACCAUUCCAUAAACUUACCUGGAGAGGAUCCUACGCCAUUCACUCUUACGAGAGGCGAUUGGAUCACCGUCCUGCCAUUCUCUGACACGUUAGCUAUAGCAUCCAUGAAUGGAUCAAUACUUAGACAAAGUCUAGAGCAUUCUGUGUCGACAUGGCGCGUCAUAGACAGUACAGGACAAUUCCAACAAUUGUCAGGUAUGGAAGUAGCCUACGACUUAUCCAGACCUGUCGGAUCUCGAGUUGUUAAAGCAAGAGCGGUGUGUUCAAACUGCGGCUUCAAUGAAUUACAGGACAUUCAAGAUGAAUAUGAGUAUAAAAUGUUAAUGCCAACUUUCUUAGCGAACGGUGGUGAUGGAUACGAAAUGUUUAUGGACCUACCUAAAGAAACUGUUAAUUACAACGAAUUGGAUAGUGUUUUAUACUAUCUUAGUAAAUACAGUCCCGUAGAUAAUGAAGUAGAUGGACGUAUCAAAGUACUUAAUGAAGAUAGAAUAGACAUGGAUAGAUCUAACGUUAAAAGUGAAGGCAGGAGAUCAAACUCGGGAAUCACAACUAAAGUUUUCGACUGGGCUUUCGUACUUACCGUUUUAGUCCUAACCCAAUACUCAUUGAAAAUGUAACUUAGUUUAAUUUCAAAAAUAUUAGUCUAGGAUUUUAAGGAACCAGUGUUAAAAUAACGAGUAGGUAGAUUGUUUGAGAGACCAGACCCUCUAGCCAACAUGAAAAAGACAUUUAGUUUUGAUAAGUCACAUGACUGUUUCCUGUUAUCUAAACACAUUCGUUUUCCAUUGACGUUAUUGAUUGUAGAAACGUCACGUGGGUAGAGGGGGCAGUUAAGUCAAACUGUUUUAUAUUUA